Molecule: messenger RNA, 538 nt
Organism: Protopolystoma xenopodis
Lineage: Eukaryota; Metazoa; Platyhelminthes; Monogenea; Polystomatidea; Polystomatidae
Source: the annotation of a GenBank genome assembly
UAUUUCUUUUUCUACCAUCUGGCACCCCUAUUUAUAUCAUCUACAGUCUGUUCUUCGGUUCGCUGACAUAUGUGCAGGACCUGGUGGCUUUUCGGAAUACAUGCUUUGGCGCCGAUGCUCCGGUGGGCCUAUCAUCUCUUCUAGUCCUGCCAGUCCAACGGGUUCCGCUGAUUCUGGUGAUGCUGGUGACUCGUUGGUUCAGAAUUCUUCCGUGUCAGGAGCUACUGAAUCGCAAACCCUUGAUCGCCCUGCCCUGUCUGCCAAGGGCUACGGCUUCACGAAGACUGGCAACUGUGAUUUCCGUCGCCAUGACCUGCUUGCAGGCCCUGGAGAAGCCUUCGAGGCUCAUUACGGUCCAUUAAAAGAUGGGGACAUCACGCAAUGGCAGAAUCUUGCCUCAUUUGCAUUAUGGAUUGGUCAGGAAACGGGAGGUCAUGGCGUCGAUCUAGUAAUGGCUGAUGGGGUAAGUCCAUCGUAUAGUUAUCUUAACCACUUAUAUAGGCCCUUCGCCGUUCAACUUUUCACUAGUGCUCAUUAA